Molecule: messenger RNA, 1275 nt
Organism: Lentinula edodes (shiitake mushroom)
Lineage: Eukaryota; Fungi; Basidiomycota; Agaricomycetes; Agaricales; Omphalotaceae
Exons: 3
Coding region: 1-1275 (424 amino acids)
Source: RefSeq, a predicted model, not a curated record
AUGGCUCCUCAAGCAUUUAACACUACUGCGCUUCAUCAACUAACGGCGGACAAUCCAAAUGUCAUUAUUUACAGCCAGACUGACUCCUUUGGCUUGAUUGAGAGCGACAUUCAAUUAGCUCAAUCUCAACCGGCCCUUGAGUGUCGGCUUUAUCCACUGUUGAAUCGCGUCAUGAGCGACAUAUGCAUUGUUGCCAAAUGCAAGAGUAAUUCUCAGAUCAGACUGCAGUGUCAUAAUCAGGCUCUGUUUGCUGUUCCCCAAAGCUCGCGUUUCCGAGUCCCUGAUUGUGCUGCAUGUCUAUUUGAUUCUGAAUCUCUCCAGUUAACCCCUGUAUUUUGGCUGGAGGCCAAGGCUUCAAGUCAUAACGAUCCUAAAAAGCGGAAAGAAAGUGAGAAGGAGAAGGGCAAGAAUAAGCUUACAGACUCCGAGGAUGAGGAUGAAGAUGAGGACGAAGAUGAAGACUUCGGUGCCUUUCAGGCCAAUAGGCAGCCCAAUGGAGCUAGUAAGACCUCUGUCAAUACCUUAGAGCUUUGUAUACCUCAACUUCGGGAGCAAGUCGACUUCGCAUUCAAAGCUUUUCCAAAUGGUCCGACCACCUACAAUGUCUUUUUAUUUAUUGGCAUGUACUGGUCCCUUCUGGUCUUUGACAAAGAGAAGGAAAGAUCUGUCGAUGAUUUCAUCGGAACAUUCCAGGACUCCGUCACAAAGAGUCAGGACGAAGCAGCGGCGGCUAAAGACCGAACACCUCCUAAGAAGCGCCGCAGGCGUAUUCUAGAAAUUCCAAAAAUCAACAUCCCUGACAACCUCCUUCCAGAGCUCAGAUAUCACCAUGAGCCCCUUGUACUUGAACAACCUGCAAAAAGCUAUAAUCCCGCGUUUUUGGAGUGUAUAUCUUCCCUACUGGAACAGCAGGAUUUUACCUUUCCGAGUCAGCCUUCUUGGUUCACUCCGUCAAAUAACUUCACGUAUCAACCACCCAAGACCGAGGAUUUUGCCCAAAUACACGCCGCCUACGCGAGAUCAGUUGACGACUUCCUUAAGUAUCAUGAUAUGGUGCUUCAAGAUGAAAUCUAUUCUCCCCCGUCAGGCGACAACUCUAAAGAUUAUCGUGAUAGUAGUCGAGUUCAAGUCACUGCUCGCGAUCCAUAUCUAAUGAGAGAUCGCCGAGGCGGAAGUGUUCCCGAUUUUGGCAGUCCAUCCGAAGGACUCAGACGAAAGGCUAAAGAUAUCGACAGCCCCUCGCCGGCACCAGCCAAUCGGGAUCGGCGUCGUUAA